This is a messenger RNA of Prorocentrum cordatum, 1383 nucleotides long. The record is from the annotation of a GenBank genome assembly. Lineage: Eukaryota; Dinophyceae; Prorocentrales; Prorocentraceae.
AUGAGCAUGCUAGUGAAACUCGCCACCGCGUUUUUGGUAGUCUCAGGGGCAAACGGAAAGGACUUCGACUCCUGCCUGAUGCAGCUGGCUGCAAGCCCGACUCAGGCUACAACCGUCGAGCGGCCGCUCGCGGAUACCUAUGCUCAGUCCUGCCAGUCAACGAAUUAUGGUACCCAGCAGGUUUUGGUCACCAAGCGCUACUCCGACGGCUGGUGCGGUACUCGAUACUCGUUCCUGCAAUUCAGCGUUCCUUGCGAUGCUCAGGAUGCAACGCUCCUGCUGUGGCCGACUGACUAUGCUGCUGGUACCUUUCCAAAGGUGGCCGUCUUCACGGUGCAGAACGCGUGGUCGGAAAGCACCACUAUUUGGUCCAACCACCCUGGUUGGCAGGAGCAGGUUUGCGAUUAUCAGGCAUACCCAGGCCCAGUCGGGCAGGCGUUCGCAUGCACCGUUCCACAGGCGAAACUCGCCGGUAAGAACACCAUCUCGUUUGCGUUGGUUGCAGAAUGGAUGUGGGCGGGGGGGGCAGUAGUUCUUGGUCUCGCGAAGCCCUCGACGAGAGCACCAGACCGUCGCUGGUGUUCCAGUGUCCUACUGCAGCACCCACGACGGCCCCGACGAGCAGCCCGACCUCGUCCCCGACGCCCAGUCCGACGAGCAGCCCGACAAGCAGCCCGACCUCCAGUCCGACCGCGUCCCCGACGUCCAGUCCGACGAGCAGCCCGACCUCCAGUCCGACCUCGUCCCCGACGCCCAGCCCGACGCCUUCGCCGACUGCGGCCCCGACGAGCAGCCCGACCUCCAGUCCGACCGCGUCCCCAACGUCCAGUCCGACGAGCAGCCCGACCUCCAGUCCGACCUCGUCCCCGACGUCCAGUCCGACGCCUUCGCAGACUGCGCGUUUUGAUUUUGAUGGCGCCAGGCAACCAUGUUCUUAUCAACAUCCCUCGUGGAGAGCGCGCUGAAAAAGCAUUGCUUCGCGUGCAGGCCGAUGCACGCCGAUUGGGUAAACAGUGCACGGAUCUAUACUUCCAAGAUUUGAACGUGACCGGAUCUUGGGCAGAGGCAGAACAAGUCGGAGGUUUUCAUUACAGCGCAUCGCAGAGCGAGGUUGAGGCUCCUAAGUGGGUUAUUUUGGGUAAGAUAGAGCUGAAGGUCGUUCGCGGGCAUACGGACGGCCGCACGUCGUACUUGAACGUGUACGUCAAGCAUUUAGGCCGAGCUGGGUUUGCUGUCGGAGGUCUUCUAGGCGAGGACGACCACAGCGACGCGAGCACGCCAGAGGCUGGGUGCGUGGAACUUGUGGAUCUACAGGAUCUGCAAACGUUUCGGACUGGCAGUGGCUCCCGACCAGUCUCGACUGCAGAGGCAACAUACGCUUAA